This is a messenger RNA of Nelumbo nucifera (sacred lotus), 1595 nucleotides long. RefSeq names its product E3 ubiquitin-protein ligase At4g11680-like. The record is from RefSeq and is a predicted model, not a curated record. Lineage: Eukaryota; Viridiplantae; Streptophyta; Magnoliopsida; Proteales; Nelumbonaceae.
UUCCCUUGGAACGGAAGCAAAGCUGUUAGAUUUUUGGUCACCAUCUGAACCCAACUCGAUCCACCUGCUAGCUAAGCUUUCUGCUUCUUCUUCUUCUGCUGCUACUGCUGCUUCUCAAUCCCAUAUUUACAGUUGAGCUUGAUGGCAUUCAUCAAUCCAUGACAACCCACUACAACGAACUUCUAAUUGAAGAAAGUUCGCUGGUUCAAUUGGGUGAUCAUCUGGUUUUUUAUUUCAAGUUUUUAUGUCAAGUAAUCUCCAUGUUAAAGUAGGAGUUCAGAUCGAUAAUGCUUUGAUUGGAUUACCAUUGCUUGGCAUUAAUUGUUGCUUAUUCCAGUCAAUCUCCUGGUCCUUGUUGAGAUUCAUAUUCUCUUCUUCGAAUUCAAUUUCAUCAUUACCUCCCCAUGAAUACUCGGUAUUACUUUACGCCAGAUUCAUUGUAUGGUUCUGGUAUUCAGGUUACAUUUUCAUCACCUUCUCCGGCUGGAGAAGGUCAUCAUGCGGCCGCCGGCGGUGUUCGAAGCGGGUCAACCCGCACGCCCUCUUCGUCAUUCCUGGUUAGGACGGCGAUGAGGAUAUCGAGAGCAAGGUGGUUCAAUUUUCUCAGAAGAGUCUUUCAUUACCAGAAUGCAUCAAGGUCCGACCUAGGAUCAAAUCCUUUCAAUUCUGGCACUUGGAUCACGUUGGAGCUACUAGUUUUAAUCGUUCAACUAACACUCAUAACAAUUACUCUCUCAAUUUCCACGGAGGAAAAGCCAGUAUGGCCUUUGAGGGUGUGGAUUGUUGGCUACGACCUCGGCUGCCUGCUCAGUUUGCCUCUACUAUACUGGCGUUAUCAGCAUCCUCAUGCCGCCCAAGGAAACAAUUCUGGUCUUUCUGAUGUAGAGCAGCAGAGAAGCAGUGAUGAACCAAGGAGGUCACACCUGAUGAACAGAGCCCGGACUUUGCUUGAGCUGUUCUUCGCAAUAUGGUUCGUGAUGGGUAAUGUCUGGGUCUUUGAUUCUCGCUUUGGAUCUUUCAACCGAGCUCCAAAGCUUCAUGUCCUCUGCAUCUCUCUGCUGGCUUGGAAUGCUGUCACCUACUCCUUUCCCUUCCUAUUGUUUGUGUUACUCUGUUGCUGCGUUCCGUUGAUCAGCAACCUCCUUGGGUACAACAUGAACAUGGGGUCUGUCGAAAGAGGAGCCUCUGAUGAUCAGCUCUCGAGGCUCCCCAGCUGGAGAUACAAAGAAGUUGAAGCUAACAUAGAGCUUGGUGAUGAUGCUCAAAGCAGUUCAGAACUUGCAAAUGAGAACUCGGAAUGUUGUAUAUGCCUAGCGAAAUACAAAGACAGGGAAGAAGUGAGGCAGUUGCAAUGUUCCCAUGUGUUUCACCUAAAGUGUGUAGAUCAAUGGCUCCGAAUAAUAUCUUGUUGUCCUCUCUGUAAGCAAGAAUUAGAGAGACUAUAAAAAUCAAGAUAUAUGAAAGCUGAGGUGCUAAAUUCCUACGCGAGGAUCUGUUCAUAUUCAUGUAUUUACAAGAUUAUCUGAGGUUGUUUGUCCUGUGGAUAUUCUAUCUUUAUUAUCAGAAAUUCAAUCCCUGUUAGCAGCUGUGAAUGA